Molecule: messenger RNA, 7571 nt
Organism: Aedes aegypti (yellow fever mosquito)
Lineage: Eukaryota; Metazoa; Arthropoda; Insecta; Diptera; Culicidae
Gene: Ptp99A
Product: tyrosine-protein phosphatase 99A
Exons: 19
Coding region: 1102-5031 (1309 amino acids)
Biological process (GO): protein dephosphorylation
Molecular function (GO): protein binding; protein tyrosine phosphatase activity
Source: RefSeq, a predicted model, not a curated record
UCUUUGCUCGCGCUCGUCACGUCGUGCCAUUGGUGUUAUUGCGUUUGCUCACGCGUUUCGCUCGCCUCGGUCGCUUCGAGGACUCGAGGAAGGCAAGCCAAAUUUUGUGUGUGUUCAAAAACUGCCGGGAGCGUCUCGGAAGAGUGAGAAAACCCCACCUCCGUCGUGACCUCCGAGUAUUAGCGGGAGCAAAACGGCUCUGCUUUUUUCUACCGUUUUCGGUGUUUUUGUUUGACGAUGACGACAGUUUACGAACGUCAAAUGCAAAACAAUGGAAAAUGUUAUCGUCUUGAGCCAACUAGCUCAUCUGUUGAAGUGUGAUUACGUGAUUAAGAAGCUGCGUUCCGAGUGAAAACGCCCCAAAUCGGAGAUAUACAAAGGAUAGAUUUCGUUCUUGUUUCAGUCAUUUAGAAGAGAUAAGAUGUAAACAGCUACAAAAGACAGUGCAAGAAAACGUCACAAUCUCGAUCGGCAACACUAAAAAAUAAAGGUACGAAAUCGUCCCAAACGUGAAAAAACACUUCUUCGAAAAAGCCCGACGACGUCUCAUGUAAAAGGCGGUUGGCGCAAAGCGAGAAACAAUAGAACGGAACGAAGCCAUCGAGAGCAACGGCAACGGCCACGGUAGUGCUUUGUUUCCCGGUUCCGGGAAAAUCCGGUAAUGAUGGAAAUUGUUGGGUUGCUGUUUCCCCCCCGGGAGUGGAUUUGUGAAUGCAACGAAAAAUACUGUCCAGGUGAACUUGUGAAGUGGUAAAACAGGCAAAAAUGGACCAUUUAGAUUGGCUGGUGUCAUUUGCAGCAGUAGCAGCAGCAGAACCCGACACAGCAAGGUGCAACGAUGGCAGAACACAAUGGGCCCGGAACGGCGACCGGUGUCUGUAGGAGCAGUGAACGUCGAGCAACGAUGGUGUCACUACGGUUGUUUUUGUUGGCAUUGGGGAUUAAUUCCCUGGUGACCCAGUGGGAUGCUGAUGAUCGCAAUUGUGCUAAAGUGUGAGCGGAAACGUGAGUGUGAGAAGAAAGGUGUGUAUCCACGAAAGUGAGGAGAAAAUAACAUACGAAUCGGAGAAAAAAUCAACAAUAUAAUCCACCCGAAGCACAAUGAACAGUGCACCGCGGAAUGCCGGAGCCGCCCGUUCCGUGGACAGACGUGGAUUUAUAGCCGCAUGUGGAUUACUGGUCCUAUUGGUGGUCAGGAUGCUUGGUGCCGCCGAUGCAACGAGGAUUUUUGAUAUCGAAAAUAUACCAGUGGUAAAAUACGUGGCCGUUGCUGGUAGGAACGUUACCCUCAACUGUCCGGGAGUAACCGAGCACUCGCUGGUGGACACGUUGGUUUGGCGCACUUCACAAACCAUAGCCGAGUACGUGGACGGGGGACUGCCGCUGGUCAGCAGUCUUCGAAUUACGUUGUUACCUGAUAAUUUUAGUCUUCAUUUUAAUCCGGCUUUUGCCUCCGAUACCGACGAAUAUAGCUGCCUUGUAAACGAUCGACACAGUCCGGAUGCGCUAGUGGAUUUGCUGGUACAAGACGUUCCAGACCCUCCGGGGCGACCGCUCGUGCUUAGCUUCACGUCCAGGACGGUAAACUUGUCGUGGGCGUAUACACAAGACCCCCGCAAUGCACCGAUCAAUAAUUUUGUCAUCGAAACCAGGGUUGGCGAGAAUGGCGAAUGGGACCAGGUGGAUCCACUUUACACCAAUAGCAACGAAGCCUUCUACCAAGUCACCGGGCUAGUUCCCUUCACCGUGUACAGUUUCCGAGUGAUAGCCGUAAAUGAGCUUGGCCACAGUCCACCGUCCAAAGAGUCUUACUAUUUUGUAACACUGCGUGAAGCACCCACCGGCAAACCGGUGACGACGAUAGCCCACAACACAUCCGCCACUUCGGUGUACAUCUCAUGGAAACCACCACCAGCGGAGACGAUUCUGGGAGAAUUUCUCGGCUACCGGAUAACGUAUCGUGCGCGCGACAAAGGCACCGAUGAUGAUGUCAAGGAAAUCUACAUCCGAGACAGCACGGUUGAGAGCCACGAGAUUCAUCAUCUUGAAACUUAUACCCAGUAUCUGGCUUCGAUACAGGUGUUCAACCCGGAAGGAUUGGGACCACCGACCACGGUCCUGGUGAUGACCGAUGAGGGAGUUCCCAGUAAACCGUUGAACUUGAGCGUUCUUGAGGUGACUUCAACGACCAUUAAAAUUACCUGGCGAGAGCCGGAAAAACUGAAUGGAGCCAUACAUGGCUACCGUGUGUACUAUGUACACCAGAACCAAACCCUGCUGCACCUACCGAUCUUGAAGGCCGAUGCUGCUGUUAAUUCCGUCUACACAUAUACGCUAUCAAAUCUCAAGCCCUACACCGAUUAUAAAAUUAUCGUAGCUGCAUUCACCAAGAAGUUCGAUGGUGAACCAUCGGAAGUGUCCCAGCGAACGGACAUCAGCGGUCCCAGUGCGCCGAAAGUGGUCAACUUAACCUGCCAUUCCCAACAUGAGCUUCUAUUCGGGUGGCACAUUCCGCAAACCUACUACAACACAAUAGACUACUACAUCAUAAGUUACCGUAACUUAGAGCACAGUGAAUACAAAGACAUUCGGUUGACUGCAAAUUCCUCGAUCGUAGAAACAUCGAUGAUCAUUCCAAAUCUAACAACUAAUAUGGUAUACGAAGUAAAAGUGAGAGCUGCUUCAGCAAGUGUCAUUAACCCAAAGCAAAUCAUUCUUGGAUCCUACUCGGAACCCAAAAAGAUCUCUCUUCAACUACACUGCGAAAAAAUUCCGCAGCCAUCGCAGCGACAAGUGUACGAUGAUUACAAUCUGGCCGUCUUAGGUGGCAUCGUUUUCAGCUGUUUUGGAUUGCUGCUAAUUGUACUAUCGUUCCUGCUGUGGAAAAAAUGCUUCCACGCUGCGUACUACUACUUGGAUGAUCCACCGGCUUGCCAGGGUGCCAAUACGGCCGGGCUGAUCGACUGGGAAGCCCCCUGCGAGGUAGCCGGUGAGGUUCGUGGCCCGAUCCCCGUUACGGAAUUUGCCAAACAUGUCGCUUCUUUGCACGUGGAUGGCGACAUCGGGUUCAGCAAAGAGUACGAAGCCAUUCAGGGCGAAGCGCUGAAUGAUGAAUACCCUUCGGAGCACUCGCAGCAUCCGGAUAAUAAGGGAAAGAAUCGUUACUUGAAUGUGAUUGCUUAUGAUCACAGUAGAGUGCACCUGCGGCAAGUUCCUGGGCAAAAGAAACAUCUAGAUUAUAUCAAUGCCAAUUACAUCGAUGGAUACCAGCGUCCUCGUUCAUUCAUUGGAACCCAGGGUCCCCUUCCCGGUACCUUCGAUUGUUUUUGGCGCAUGAUUUGGGAGCAACGAGUGGCCAUUAUCGUUAUGAUUACGAAUCUAGUCGAACGUGGGCGCCGAAAAUGCGACAUGUACUGGCCCAAAGAUGGAGCGGAAAUGUACGGCGUGAUUCAGGUUCGCCUUAUCCGGGAGGAUGUCAUGGCCACUUACACGGUGCGAACGUUACAGAUUAAGCACACAAAACUAAAAAAGAAAAAAGCUUCCCAAUCGGAAAAACUUGUCUACCAAUAUCACUACACUAACUGGCCAGAUCAUGGAACGCCGGAUCACCCACUGCCUGUCAUCAAUUUUGUGAAGAAGUCCACAGCAGCUAAUCCGUCGGAUGCUGGCCCUAUUGUAGUGCACUGUAGUGCUGGAGUAGGCCGUACCGGAACGUACAUAGUGUUGGAUGCCAUGCUGAAGCAGAUCGAAUCCAAGGGAAUGCUAAAUGUGUUUGGCUUUUUAAGGUACAUUAGAGCGCAGAGAAACUAUUUGGUACAAACAGAGGAGCAGUAUAUCUUCAUACAUGAUGCCCUCGUUGAAGCUAUAGAUAGCGGAGAGACUAAUAUCAAAAUGGAUGCCAUUGGUGGACUUGUGAACAACAUUGACUUUAUCGAUAAUCAAUAUAAGCUCAUCACCAGUUACCAGCCAAAGGAAAUAAAUCUGACGUCGGCCCUGAAAUCAGUUAACGCCAUCAAGAACCGAAGUUCACUCGUUCCCUUGGAGGGCAGCCGGGUGCAUUUGACUCCAAAGCCAGGCGUAGAGGGUAGUGAUUACAUCAAUGCAUCGUGGUUACACGGUUUCCGGCGGUUACGGGACUUUGUCGUAACGCAACACCCGCUGAUUGAAACAUUCAAAGACUUCUGGCAAAUGGUUUGGGACCACAACGCCCAAACUGUAGUUCUGCUGUCAUCCGCUGAUAAUAUGUCGUUUCUUCAAUUCUGGCCAAACGAAUCGGAACCUAUGGAGAGCGAUUACUACCGUAUUCGUAUGGUUUCCGAAACGUCGGAAAAUAACUACAUUGUGCGGAACUUUGUCAUCCAGUCCAUCCAGGACGAUUACGAGCUAAGUGUUCGUAUGUUUGAAAACCCUAUGUGGCCGGAUAUGGCCAACCCUCGGUCUAUCUACGACUUUGCUGUGAGAGUGCACGAAAGGUGUGCACAGUAUCGGAACGGUCCGAUCGUUGUUGUUGAUCGGUACGGUGGCUUCCAGGCGUGCCAGUUCUGCUGCAUCAGUUCUCUCGCGAUGCAGCUGGAGUAUGACCAGACAGCAAACGUGUACACCUACGCCAAACUUUAUCACAACAAACGCCCAGGAAUUUGGAGCUCAUACGAAGAUAUCCGGCAAAUCUAUCGGAUACUGUCGUACAUGCCGAAAGAUCUGGGUCUGCUCAAAUGUACUGAACUGCGAACGGAGUUCGACGAUGCGGCCAUUAUGACGGCCACGCCUGAUUUGUAUAGUAAGAUUUGUAGUAACGGUAGCAUAAAUACACAUCUGAACAGUGGCGAUGGUGGGGGAAAUGGUAACGAUGGUGUUCCUACGGGAAACGGAACUAACGGUGGAUUACCAAUGAGCGGCGGCGGAACAACUACCGCAGCUACUAUUCAAAAUGGAGGUACGGUAAUUGUGAAGAUGAACGGCGAGGACAACGACGAACUGUCGGUGGUAGUAGCAACCAGUAAUCAUCUGAAUUUGGAUCACAAUCAAUCGUAGGCUGUCUAGUGAUCUAUCAAUAUGAAAACUUUCCAAUUCCUCUGAGUUAACCAGCAUGGACAUAUAGUCACGGAUCUUAUUAUAGGUUACUAUACUGUUUGGCAGUCUAGCAUUUUAACACAGGUCUAUGAUAAGAUUUAUAAAACUCCUUGUAGGUAUAAUUGAAUGGAUGUUUAUUGGUUAAAAGCACAUUUCGGUUAUUAAGGCCAACAUCAAAAUCGUUUUCGCCAUUUUUAUAUUUUUGUCUGAUUUUAUGGUCAAAAACAACCUUCAUCAUAAGUUUUACAAUUUUUUUCAUUUGGCGUCAAAUACUCCAAAUAUCUAGUCGAAAAAUGCAUGUCAUACAAUAAUUUCGGUUUGUAAGGUCUUUUCACAUUUUCAAAUCAAAAACACCCAUUGCUCGAAUUCAAAAAAAUAAAACAAAAUAUUCGCCUUCAUAUUUUUACAAAAUUCCUCCAACUACAACAAAAGGUACAAUUUCUGUUUUGUAAAUAGAGAACAAAAAUCGCUUGUGAUUCCAGUGAUUGGUUCAGUGAAAGGGUUAGAUCUCACUUUUAUAAGCAUUUUCGCCAUUCUGGAAAUUGCUGAGCUAUGUAAAAUAAAGUAUUUUCCAACCAAUUCCGUGACCGACAUAAAUUAAGUUACGCCAACCCGUUGAAGAAACAAAACCAAGUUAGUUCACUAAUAUUAUAAAUUAAAGCUGAUGUACAGCGAUUCUGCUACAUGCAGCACUACUCAGUUAUAAUGAAUCGUGCAAGAGAAUUGGAUUGCAUGCCGAAAAUUUGGAUGAACCGUGAUCAACAAGUCCAGUUUCUUCUGGCUUUAGAUCGUCAAAAAGACUGGUUUUCUAAUUUAUUAUUGUAACUGUAAUGAUACUAAUGAUGGCAGAACAAAUAUCUGACAUGUUGAAAAACAUCUUUUUAAAUCAUGCAAUGAAAAUGUUAUAAAAAUAAUUCCUUACUGAAAUUAAACACAUCCAUGCGAGAAGAAAACACGAAUAGCCAUCAAACAAUAGAUGAUUCUCGUAUAGCUUUGGAAAAGGGCUUCUCAAUGAAACAUCAUUUAGUAUCACCAGAGUAUGACAUAUUAUUGAAAAAUAAGUUUGAAUGAUAUACGUUUAUUUCAAAUGCUGAUAGACCCUGUUCUAAAGCUAUGUGAGAAUCCAUAACUGGAUUAUCCAUGAACACACACUCUACCAACAUUAGUGCCAAACGUUCAUCUUUAUCCAGAUCAUGUUAAGAAAACUAUUCCCAGCUGCAAGAUCAAUAGAAAAACUGAUCAUUUUAGCAACCAACAGUAACAGUAAUUAUUAGGUGAACAUUGUACAAAGAGUGAAUCGAAAAAUAACUCACUGUAGACCGCUGUCUAUCAAUACGGUUUGUGCACUCGAUUCUAUAAACAAAAAAAAAAUAGAUAGACGGCAAAAAUUAAAUGAUUCUCAAACAAUUUUCACUACCAGCAUAAGUUAUUUGGGAAUUUCAUUUUUCACAAGGCUAUACAACAAAAAGAUCACGAUCCCUCUUAUUGAAAACAAACUGUAAUUGGGAAUUUUCUAUUAUUGUUUCAAUUUUGAGCUCAAUCCAAAUACUGCUAUAAAAAAUCCAAGAAACAAAAUAGACAAUGCCAUACUCGUUCAUUCUUAAAGAACGCCAUAGUGAAAGGUAGACUCAUUGAUCAAAAUUUAUACAAAGCGCACAUAGCUUGGACGGACAUAACUCAUCACAUGGCUUGACUGGGAGGUCUGUUGAUAUUUAUCUAAGAUGUAAUUCUUAGAACGCAACACGAAAGUGACAAAAGUGGUGUUGACUCAAAUGCAAACAAAUAUACCAAUAGAAUCAAACGUAAAGGUUUGCACAGAAGCACGUACUAGUUUAAUUCGUCGUAGUCUUCGAAUAAAAAUUUCUCACGAUAAUGGCGAUAAAAAUGCGUGAAUAAAAUCUAGUUUAAAUAUAUCCACUAUUAGUCGAAAUUAAAAAUAUUUGAAAACGGAUCUAAAAUAAAAAAAAAAGAUUUUAUAAAUCUUAUGAGAUAUUCUCAUUUUUUCUAUAUUGACUACAAUAUUUUUUAUUGAUUAAGCAGCUAUGAGUUCAGGAUCAUUUCGUUUCCAUGAUUGAAAAAAAGAAGAAAAAAUGAACAUGAUGGCUUAAAACUAAUCGCAGCCCUGAGGGGGUUGCCCUGAACGCGGUUUGUUGACUGAAGCAAGCAUAAAAGGACGUCUUAAGGGAAGUGUGGUGUGUAUUACGAUGCAGAAAUUAUGAAAGAGUAAACAGUAACCUAUAAAAAUCUUUACAACUAUCGACUUAUAGAAACAAAGGAACUAAUUUUCAGCAGUCAUACAUGCAAGUAGUGAACGAUAAUGAUUUAUUAGCAUAUAUGUUAAGAAAUAACGAAACAGAUAGAGGUAAUAGUACCAGGCGAACGAAAAACUAGAUGCAGGCAUAACACAUGCUGUUGAAAAUUCAUGAUGAAAUAUAUGGCAAAGUGAUGGCAUCUUACUGAAAAAUAAAUGUAAAAUUUCAUGUGAAUUUGCAAAACUGAAA